AUGAAUGGUCAGUUCAACGUCACCCCGACCGUCGAGGAAUAUGAAUUCCAAACCAAGCGGACUCCGGGAAAGACUGGACUGAUGAUGAUCAGUAUUGGUGGCAACAACGGCACCACCCUCUGUGCGACCAUCAUUGCCAACCACCACAAUAUCAUCUGGCACACCAAAGCAGGCGUUCAGCAGCCAAACUACAUUGGUUCGCUCUUCCGCGCUUCCACCGUUCGCAUUGGCACUGAGCCCGGUUCGGGCAAGGAGGUCCAUGUCCCUGUCUCUGACGUUCUUCCCAUGGUCCAUCCCAAUGACCUCGUUCUUGGAGGUUGGGACAUCUCUGGAGUUCCCAUGGACAAGGCCAUGGAACGUGCGCAGGUUCUUGACUAUGACCUACAGCGCCAAGUCGCACCCUAUAUAGCAUUGCUCGGCAAACCCCUCCCUUCCAUCUACUACCCCGACUUCAUUGCCGCGAACCAGGAGGCUCGCGCUGACAACAUGAUUCGGGGUACUGACAAGGCCGCACACCUUGAGCAUAUUCAUGCGGAUAUCAGGAAGUUCAAGAAGGACAAUGAGCUCGAUCAAGUUGUCGUCUUCUGGACUGCCAACACAGAAUGUUACAGUGACAUCGUCCCUGGUGUCAACGACACUGCGGACAACCUCCUCGCUUCCAUCAAGAUGUCUCACUCAGAGGUGUCCCCCUCCACUCUCUUCGCCGUUGCAGCCAUCUUGGAAGGCGAGCCCUUCAUCAACGGUGCUCCCCAGAACACCUUUGUUCCGGGAGCUAUUGAGCUUGCUGAGCAUCAUCACUCCUUCAUUGGUGGUGAUGAUCUCAAGUCUGGUCAGACCAAGCUCAAGUCCGUUCUUGCUGAAUUCCUCGUCAACGCUGGAAUCAAGCCUCUUUCCAUUGCUUCCUACAACCAUCUUGGCAACAAUGAUGGCCACAACUUGUCUGCUGAGCGGCAGUUCAGGAGCAAGGAGAUCAGCAAGAGCAGCGUUGUCGACGAUAUGGUCGAUGUUAAUUGCCUUUUGUAUAAGGCCCCUGAGGUCAGACCCAAAGGCGUCCCUAUUGGCAAGGGUGAGCAUCCCGACCACAUUGUCGUGAUUAAAUAUGUUCCUGCUGUUGGGGAUUCCAAGCGCGCCAUCGACAAGUAUUACUCUGAGAUCUUCUGUGGUGGUCGUUCGACUAUCAACAUCUUUAAUGAGUGUGAGGACUCCCUCCUCGCCACGCCCCUCAUUCUGGAUUUGACCAUCCUCACUGAACUCCUCACCCGAGUUCAGUACCACAAAGUCACUCGCAAUGCCGCCAAGCAGAAGGACUUUGCGCCUCUCUACUCUGUCCUCUCCCUCCUCUCUUACAUGUUGAAGGCUCCUCUCGUCAAGCCUGGCACUGAGGUCAUUAACAGUCUCAACAGGCAGUGCAAUGCACUUGAGGGUUUCUUGAAGGCUUGCAUUGGCCUGGAGGGGAGCAGUGAUUUGCUCCUUGAGACUAGAAUCUGGUAA
Laccaria bicolor S238N-H82 is the source of this 1491-nucleotide messenger RNA. RefSeq lists its product as uncharacterized. The transcript has 4 exons. The coding region runs from base 1 to 1491 and encodes 496 amino acids. Gene Ontology annotation, cellular component: cytoplasm. The record is from RefSeq and is a predicted model, not a curated record. Gene Ontology annotation, molecular function: inositol-3-phosphate synthase activity. Gene Ontology annotation, biological process: phospholipid biosynthetic process; inositol biosynthetic process. NCBI's taxonomy places the organism in Eukaryota, Fungi, Basidiomycota, Agaricomycetes, Agaricales, Hydnangiaceae.